AUGACAACUGAUCUCAACAAAGUGCAAAUCAUUGGCCGUCUUGGACAAGACCCGGAAGCCAAUCAAACCAACGGCGGGAAGUCAGUCGUGAACUGUUCUUUCGCAACUAACUACACCCACAAGGAUGCGGAUGGCAACAAGAUCGAGCAGACCGAUUGGCACCGUGUGGUUUUCUAUUCCGGGUUGGCCGACGUGGUCAGCAAGUACAUGAAGACGGGGAGUCGUGCGUACGUCGAGGGCCGUCUGAAACACGGCAAGUUUACGGACAAAGACGGCAUUGAACGGUACACCACCGAGAUUGUCGCGUCUGAUCUGCGAAUGCUUGACGGCAAGGAUUUAUGUAUGCAAGCCAUUCUCAUCGACCCCGAAAUCCUGUGCAUUACUGCGUUGUCCAUCGACACCGAUGAUUAUGCGCGUAUCCGGCAAGUGAUCGGCUGCAAAUCGCUCAGCGUUGCCGUCAGUCUGCCUACACAAGAUACCGUCUUCGUGGACUCCGCUGCACGACUUAAGGGGACGUCGCGCCAUUGUUUCCGCCUGGCCGGUUGCCCUCACCCCAUCGUCGGCCGCGCCGUUAUCGUCGGCUGCGAUCGCGUUGGCGAUUCCGUUGACGCGCGCACGAACGCCUACGCCCUACUGGAAAUGGUGACUUCACCACCGACUCGAGCAACGUACCUAUCAAGGACAGACACGAUUUACGAGAGCGUUACCCAAUCCAUUCUUGAUGCACUCGAACAAGGCACACCGCCGUGGCAGCGGUCUUGGUCCAUCGGUAGCGCCCAGCGCUUGCCGCGAAACUUCAGCACCAACAAUUCCUAUCGUGGUAUCAAUGCGCUGAUUUUCUGGAUGACGGCGCAGAAGCAGGGGUAUAGCUCGCAGUACUGGUUGACCUUCAAUCAAGCGCGCGACCUCGGCGGCUGCGUGCGCAAAAAAGAGAAAGGGACACGUGGCAUUUUCUACCGCCUAUUGGAGAGGACCGACAACGCCAGCGGCGAAACCAAAAGUAUCCCAAUGGCGCGCCAGUUUUCUGCGUUUAACCUCGACCAGAUAGACGGCAUCGAGGACCCGAGUACGGAGCGCUUGGGUCAAGCGUCUCCGGACGAAAACCCAGAGGCAGAAACCUUCAUCGCGCAGACCGGUGCACGGAUUGAAUUCGGUGCAUUUUCGCCUUGCUACCUACCAACGUCAGACACCAUCCGCUGCCCUGAACGGGCUCGGUUUAAGAGCGCGGGCGAUUACUACGCGACGCUGACGCAUGAGCUCACCCACUGGACCGCACACAAAACCCGCUUGGCGCGUGAUUUGUCCGGCAAGUUUGGCGAUGCGUCUUACGCCGCCGAGGAACUGGUCGCUGAACUGGGUAGCGCUUUUAUAUGCGCCGAUUUAGGCAUACAAGGUACGCUGCAAGAACACGCCAGCUACCUCGAUCACUGGAUUGAGAUUUUAAAGGCUGACGAGCGUGCCAUUGUCAGCGCCGCCAGCCUCGCCAGUAAGGCCCAUCAAUACCUCAUGGCUACCGUCGACCAGGCGCGUGCGGCAUGA
Molecule: messenger RNA, 1539 nt
Organism: Symbiodinium pilosum
Lineage: Eukaryota; Dinophyceae; Suessiales; Symbiodiniaceae
Source: the annotation of a GenBank genome assembly